AUUUGUGGAAGUUGGCUGGCGUGAAAUGUGACUUUCAAUGGAAACUCCCUCUUAUCUGUUGUGAGUUUUGCAAGUUUAUGGUCAGGAGACAGAUGAGCUACACCUCUUAAAAACGGGAACAUUUCAUCUGAGCUGGCCAUAAAAUACAUCGAAAAUGCGGGACCGGACCAAAGAACUGGGCAAUACUGCUGAUGCCUCAGAUGAAGAUGAAGAAACCGUAGCUCUAAUGAUAAAGCCUGGAUCUGGAACCUCAGCAAAUGAAGACAAAGAAAAUGAAGCUUUCUUUAAAAAGGUUCAGGAGAUUCGAGAGGGACUUGAAACUCUUAAGAGAAAGGUUUCCGAAUUGGAGAACAAGCAGAAAACAGUGCUAGGAGUUGCACUUCCAGAGGACAGUAUGAAAAAGGAACUGCAGUCACUCAGAGAAGACAUCAAAGGGAUGGCCAGCCAGAUCCAAAAGAAAUUAAAAAGUCUUGAACCUAAGAAAUUGGAAGUUGAAGAAAAAUAUAUCCCAGUGAAUGUAAGAAUGAGGAGAACUCAGCAUGGUGUUUUGUCCCGUGAAUUCCUGGAACUGAUGGGUCGCUGUAAUACAAUUCAAGCCCAAUACAGAGACCGAAAUGUGGAGAGGAUUAAAAGACAACUCAAAAUCACUGGAAACAGUGUGUCAGAUGACGAGCUUGAAACUAUGCUUGAAAGUGGACAAACAGAUGUUUUCACACAAAAUAUUUUGAAUGAUGCAAAAGCUACCAGACAAGCUUUAAAUGAGAUCGAGUCACGACACGAUGAGAUCAUCAAACUGGAGAGAAGCAUCAAAGAGCUACAUGACAUGUUUCAGUACCUUGCAAUGGAGGUGGAAGCACAGGGUGAGAUGGUGGACCGAAUUGAGUCGAACAUUAAAAUGUCCCAUGACUAUGUGGAAAAGGCGGUUGCAGAAACAGAGGCUGCUGUAAAAACAUCAAAAAAAGUGCAGAAGAAAAAGAUAUAUAUUGCAGUGUGCCUUGCUGUUUUACUUCUUAUAAUAGCCAUUUGCCUGGCUAUCAGUUUCUCUUGACUUUUCUACCCACCAAGCACUGGGUUUUGUUCUCUAAAAUGUUCUCCUGAAGUCCCUUUGCCUUCAAACAUGCCCAUGUGUUCACAUGACCUUUAUUGGUGACUCUUUUUUUUUUAUGGUAGCUACAUUUUCUGGAGUUUUUAAGUGUUAAUCUGUUGUUUUAGGCUGCUUUGUCCUGCAAAGGACAUGUUUUUCAUGAAAAUAUUAGCUGCACUGCUUGGAAAUUUUAAAAAGUUACAUGGUAAAAACCUUUUGUAUUACAUCAUUACUAUAUAGACUGGAUUUAAAACUUGGUGGACUUUAUUUGGCAGAAUUCAACACUAAAGCAUGAUCUCAUGUGGGUAGAUUAAGUAAAAAAGAAAAUGCUAAUGAGAUUCCUAAUAUAUAAAACCUUUUUUUGGAGACAAGUUCGAGCUCAAGAGGGAUGGCCUAUUCAUAUUUGCCCUAAUAUGUUUAUAAGAUGUCUUUUGUUUUGUGUGUUUGUGAUUUAUGCCAUUUCACACUUGGAAUCCAAUAAAAAUGGCAAAAAUAGGUCAUCUGUGUAUAUAUAAUAAACUAAUUUUAUACUCUGCUUUGAAUUUUAGUAACUACCAUUCAGAAUACUGCUUCUCAUCAUGAUGUUGCAUUCACUUGUGUAUUUUACCUCGUUUUGUGCUCUGUCCAAGUUAAGACAUGCAUUUUUAAGAAAUGCUUAUGUACAGUUAUUUGUUCAGUGCCUCAGUCUUGGUGCCUUUUCUUGACCAACAGUUAAAGUCACCAAUAGUGCAGUUUAUCUGCUUUCACUGAGGACUAACUGCCACAUUUCAGUCAUUCUGGUGUAAAAUUGUCUUUUUUUUAAAAUAAAGUACAUAUUAUAUA
Danio rerio (zebrafish) is the source of this 1906-nucleotide messenger RNA. It is a transcript of the gene stx4, whose product is annotated as syntaxin 4. Lineage: Eukaryota; Metazoa; Chordata; Actinopteri; Cypriniformes; Danionidae. Gene Ontology annotation, biological process: vesicle-mediated transport; intracellular protein transport. Gene Ontology annotation, cellular component: membrane. Gene Ontology annotation, molecular function: SNAP receptor activity. The record is from RefSeq and is marked provisional.